AUGGAUGAGGAUGUUCUGACCAUCCUGAAGAUCCUAAUCGCUGAGGAGAGCGGGGUGGGCAAAUCCAGCCUUCUGUUGAGAUUCACAGAUGAUACCUUUGAUCCAGAGCUUGCAGCAACAAUUGGUGUUGACUUCAAGGUGAAGACUGUAUCAGUUGAUGGAAAGAAAGCUAAGCUUGCAAUAUGGGAUACAGCAGGUCAGGAGCACUUCAGAACACUGACACCUAGCUAUUACAGAUGUUCACGAGGUGUUAUAUUAGUUUAUGAUGUCACAAGAAGAGAUACUUUUGUUAAGCUGGAUAAUUGGUUAAAUGAAUUGGAAACAUACUGCACAAGAAAUGACAAAGUAAAAAUGCUAGUUGGAAACAAAAUUGAUAAGAAAAACCGUGAAGUUGAUAGAAAUGAAGGGCUGAAAUUUGCACAGAAGCAUUCCAUGUUAUUUAUAGAAGCUAGUGCAAAAACUUGUGAUGGUGUACAAUGUGCCUUUGAAGAACUUGUUGAAAAGAUCAUUCAAACCCCUGGACUAUGGGAGAGUGAGAACCAGAAUAAAGGAGUAAGGCUAUCACACAGGGAAGAAAGCCAUGGAUGA
This is a messenger RNA of Trichosurus vulpecula (common brushtail), 588 nucleotides long. RefSeq names its product ras-related protein Rab-18-like. The transcript has a single exon. The record is from RefSeq and is a predicted model, not a curated record. Bases 1 to 588 code for a protein of 195 amino acids. Lineage: Eukaryota; Metazoa; Chordata; Mammalia; Diprotodontia; Phalangeridae. Gene Ontology annotation, molecular function: GTP binding; GTPase activity.